Molecule: messenger RNA, 2916 nt
Organism: Cynara cardunculus var. scolymus (artichoke)
Lineage: Eukaryota; Viridiplantae; Streptophyta; Magnoliopsida; Asterales; Asteraceae
Product: DEAD-box ATP-dependent RNA helicase 11-like
Exons: 6
Coding region: 842-2743 (633 amino acids)
Cellular component (GO): nucleus
Molecular function (GO): RNA binding; RNA helicase activity; ATP binding
Source: RefSeq, a predicted model, not a curated record
UGGAUUGAAAAGAAGUCGUAAGGAUUUUUGAUGCCUAAAAUCUAAAGUAAAUAUCUAAUCGCACCUCAACAGCAUAUCUUAUUAAUCCGAUAUUUUGGCUUCGCUCCAUCCCUCUUUAUUAGGGUUUCUAAUUCUCCUAAAUUCCUGCAAUUUCUCCAGACGCCCAUUGUUGCCUGCUCCCUAAUCAUCAUCUCAGGUUCGCUGUCUGUUCCUUUUUGGUUUUCUUUAUAUGAACUAGAUUCGCUCUGCAGCAGCAGCUUUGUCUUUGGAGCUAAUUUUUCUGCAUUUGAACUGCUCGAUCUCAUUCUUUCUGACAAGUUUGUAUCUGUCUUCGUUUAGAUGAAAUCGAGGUAUACUGUUUUAUGUAUGAUCGACGAUACUGUCGUAGUUACGCAUCUUAUGAGACUUGAAAUCCACGAGCGCUUUAUUAGCGUGUACCAGUAACCGAUUUAUGUGUGUGUGGAUAUACACGCUUUACGUAAUUGAGAUCCUGUUGCUCAUCCAAGCUGAUUGCAUUUAUUGUUUUAGCAACUUGUUUCUAUCGUGAUAUAUGACAAUUGUUUAGAUUUAUUGGAUGCGUAUGUGAUUUUACACGAGAUGUUGGAUUUUUGGGUAAUGUAUGCUUAAUGUAUUAUUACACUGUUGAUUUUGGGUUCUUUUUCUUCUUCUGUCUCAUCAGGGAUUGAUCUGCGGGUUAAAAGGUUAAUUCUUUAGAUCCGGUGUUGAGUGCAAUCUGGUAGGAACGUUUUUGGCAUUUGUGUGUUUUGGUUAAAGAAUUGGACGGUGAUUGUCGUCUUGCAAGAUAUUGAUUGUGGGAAAGGUUGAGGAUAUAUUAUACAUCAUGAGAACUUCUUGGGCAGAUGUUGUUGAUAAUGCAGCAUCGGGAUCUGAAAAUUAUGGGAAUGCUGCUUCAGGAGCUCCUGUUAAGCCCGCCUAUGUUCCUCCACAUCUUCGUAAUAGACCACCUGCAUCUGAGCAGGCGGCUGGCCCUGCUAUGUCGCAUAGUAGCCUACCAUCUACAAAUGAUAGGUUAGGACCUAAUGGACAAACAAGUGGAUCACGAUGGGCUGCUCCUAGGUCAGAUUAUAGCAGGCCAGGAUACAGUACUGGCGGUCGAAGUGGUGGUAGAGGUGGUUGGGGAAACAGAGGUGGUAGAGAAUGGGAGGCCAACCCAUUUGGUAAUGAUGAUAUAGAUGCUGUUGAGGAGAUUAAGUCUGAGCAAGAAAGUAAUGGUAUUAAUUUUGAUGCUUAUGAGGAUAUUCCGGUUGAAACCACCGGGGAGAACGUGCCACCUCCAGUUGAUACAUUUGCGGAUAUAGACUUAGGGGAUGCUCUUAAUCUGAACAUUAGGAGGUGCAAGUAUGUUAAGCCAACUCCGGUUCAACGCUAUACAAUUCCCAUUUCUUUAGCAGGUCGAGAUUUGAUGGCUUGCGCUCAGACAGGUUCAGGAAAGACAGCCGCAUUUUGCUUCCCUAUAAUUAGUGGGAUUAUGAGAGCCCAAUCUGUGCAAAAACCACGUGGUACCAGGACCGUCUUCCCCCUUGCUCUUAUUCUAUCUCCUACAAGGGAGCUUUCAUGUCAGAUACACACCGAAGCUCAAAAGUUUGCAUAUCAGACAGGUGUAAAGGUGGUGGUGGUUUAUGGAGGAGCGCCGAUUAGUCAACAGCUACGAGAGCUCGAAAGAGGAGUUGAUAUUCUUGUGGCAACUCCAGGAAGAUUAGUCGAUAUGCUGGAAAGGGCAAAAGUUUCAUUGCAAAUGAUAAGAUAUUUGGCACUUGAUGAAGCCGAUCGGAUGCUGGAUAUGGGAUUCGAGCCUCAAAUCAGAAAAAUUGUGGAGGAAACAGACAUGCCUCCACAAGGUGGAAGACAAACAAUGCUUUUCAGUGCCACAUUCCCUACAGAAAUCCAGAGACUGGCAUCUGAUUUUCUUUCAAAUUAUAUAUUUCUAACUGUCGGACGUGUUGGUUCGAGUACGGAUUUGAUUCUCCAAAGGGUGGAGUUGGUUCAAGAGGUUGACAAGAGAAGCCAUCUUAUGGACCUUCUUCAUGCUCAGAAGGAUACGGGACCCAAUGGAAAGCAACCUCUUACUUUAGUAUUUGUCGAGACAAAGAAGGGAGCCGAUUCACUUGAAUAUUGGCUGUAUAGUAAUGGGUUUCCUGCUACAACGAUUCAUGGUGACAGAUCACAACCGGAAAGGGAGCAAGCAUUGAGAUCGUUCAAGAGCGGAAACACACCGAUACUAGUUGCGACGGAUGUGGCGGCUCGUGGGCUCGAUAUCCCUCAUGUUUCUCAUGUGGUCAACUUUGACCUUCCUAACGACAUUGACGACUAUGUGCACCGGAUAGGACGGACAGGCCGAGCUGGGAAAUCGGGUUUGGCUACAGCUUUUUUCAAUGAGAAUAACAUGUCACUAGCGAAAGGACUAGCUGCUUUGAUUCAAGAAGCUAAUCAAGAAGUACCUGCAUGGCUUACUCGAUAUGCCAAUCGGCCGUCCUAUGGUGGUAAGAAUAGGCGGUCAGGAGGACGGUUUGGUGGUCGUGACUUUAGAAAGGAAGGCUCCUAUAAUAGGGGCGGUGGUAGCAGUGGUGGCGGUUACGGUGGUGGCGGUUACGGUGGUGGCAGUUAUGGUGGUGGUGGAUACGGUGGUGGCGGUUAUGGUGGUGGUGGUGGCGGUGGCGGAUACAGUGGUGGUGUUGGCGGUUACGGUGGGGGUGGCGCAGGUGCACCCAGUGCUUGGGAUUAGCUUUGUUGAGUACAAAUAAAUGUACUGAUUCAUAUCCCAUCAGUAUGUUUAUCAUUUUUCGGAUUGAAAUGUGUUGAAAUUUGGUUUAUUUUUUGAUGGCAAUAUGUGGGGAGCUUUUCUUGAAUUGUACUUUUAACUUCUAACAUAUUAGAAUUAAAAUUUUAAUAUAUUGC